GUCGUGACGAGUACCCAUCAGUGGAAGUACUUACUUACGUAAGUUAUGUAGUAGGUAGAGCAGAGUAGAGUAUGUACAUAUGUAUGUACCUUAGGUACGUAGGUACCUACAGAGAGGGCCCCCCGAACCACCUGCCGAUUGUUACCCCUGUCUUUGCACGAAUGGAUCUCCUUCUCAAAGUCCUCCCAUCUCCCACAACAUAGAUUGGCUGAGAGAGCAUUUCAUCUUUCCAAAGUUAUAGACUGAAAUACAUAUUGUUGAGCAUUGCCUUUAUAUCCAUCCCGUUUUACAUACUCUACAAUACAUACUUAAAAAGUUGAGGUGGUGCAACCGGCUCUUCCGGCACCUCUCUUUUGCAUUUAGACUCUCACGACAUCAGCACCUAUCAUAGAAGAGCAAGAUGGAGCUUUUGGAUCACAUUCGGAAUUGGAAUCCACAGCGUUCCGAGUAUUCCAGUCUACCAACUACGCCAAUAGCGACAACAACAUCUGCUGGUCCCUCAUCAACACCAGGUGACAGUGAGUGCUCGCAUCCUACGGGCAUCGCAGCCCGUCACUCACUGUCCCGGUUUUUUUCCGACUUUACUUUGGGUUUUGCAGAUGGACUUACCGUACCGUUUGCUUUGACGGCAGGUCUCUCUUCACUAGGUCAGACUAAUACUGUCAUCUACGCUGGCAUGGCAGAGAUUUGUGCCGGUUGUAUCAGUAUGGGCAUCGGUGGCUAUUUGGCGGCACGGCCAGACAAUAAUGAAGCCGAUCGUGGAAGUGAUGAUCAAGAAAAUGAUCAAGAAAAAUCAACGUCAUCCAUACCUCUUCAUCAGGAUCGAGGAGUGGCCGACUACAUAGCUCCAUUGCAACUUCCCCCGGACUUGCUGCAGAGCGUCAUGGCCCAUAUCAAUUCGUCUCCGGAGAUCGCGGCUCGAGUAAUUGAUAGCCCUUGUUUUGCCAGGGACGAGCCGAAAGAAGAGCCAACUAGGACGGCUCCCAUUAUUUCCGGUCUAUCGGUUGCCCUCGGGUACCUUCUGGGAGGUUCUUUCCCGCUUGCACCCUAUUUCUUCGUCGCUAGAGUCACUGAGGGAUUAGUAUGGAGCUUUGCCAUCUGCAUAAUAGCUCUUUUCAUUUUCGGAUUUACGAAAGAGUAUGUAUUGCACGUUAACCCGACAAGGUAUAAAUACAACCCGAGGACACAAGCAAGCCGGCUACUUCAGUGGAAUCUCGUCAAGCCAAGCCUUUGGGAGGGCGGCAGGAUGGUUGUGUUUGGGAGUAUUGCAGCCAUCGCAGCGGUGCUGUGCGUCAGACUAUUCGAUGGCCUCGUAUCCUAAGUCACUCGCCGCUUCGUUUAUCAUGUACCAAUCAAUUUAAUUAUAAAGUAUAUCACAAUGCUACCAAGCUGGCCGUUGGCGCAUAGCUGUGGUUUCGAGGGCCAGCAUCACUUUAUCUUUUACAUCCUAGCUUUGUUGUGUCUUGUCACUUCAUUGUGGCAUUGGAGGCGGCCCGCCGCUACCGACUAUCGGCAUCAUCGGAGGCGGUCCUCUGAAAUUAGGGAGAGGACCACCGCCUCUUCCCAUCAUUGGAGAAGGUCCGCCAAAAGG
Messenger RNA from Xylaria bambusicola, 1591 nucleotides. Its product is annotated as Ccc1 family. Gene Ontology annotation, biological process: intracellular manganese ion homeostasis. Gene Ontology annotation, cellular component: fungal-type vacuole membrane. The transcript has a single exon. NCBI's taxonomy places the organism in Eukaryota, Fungi, Ascomycota, Sordariomycetes, Xylariales, Xylariaceae. The record is from RefSeq and is a predicted model, not a curated record. The coding region runs from base 401 to 1321 and encodes 306 amino acids. Gene Ontology annotation, molecular function: manganese ion transmembrane transporter activity; iron ion transmembrane transporter activity.